Molecule: messenger RNA, 747 nt
Organism: Temnothorax curvispinosus
Lineage: Eukaryota; Metazoa; Arthropoda; Insecta; Hymenoptera; Formicidae
Exons: 1
Coding region: 1-747 (248 amino acids)
Source: RefSeq, a predicted model, not a curated record
AUGUUCUCGACGUUGGCCGAUCGACCCGCGCCGAAGAGUAUUUCUCCUACGGAGACGGCGGAUUCGGAGGCGAACGACAACGACAAUAAAAGACGGAGGAUCAGUUCGAUGGACGAUCGCCAAUAUCUUCCUCGUCGCCAGGAAUCGCGUCGCAGCUCUCAUCCUCCAACCGACGCGCCCGUCGAGGACGAUCGUCGUCGUCAUCAGGAGUUUCGUUCCAACUUUCCCGUCGAAUUGCCCCCUGUGCGCAUCCUGACGACGCGUUAUUUACUGACGACGACUGGCUACAAGUACAUAGCCAUAGGUAUCACGAUCAAGACACCGUGGUACAGUCUUCAUACCACGCCUUCGUACGUGGAUAUCGCCCUGGGGGACAAACAAGGAAGGGAAAUCUCCCUGACGCUCGACAUGUGGAAAGGACUGAUCGAGCGCAAACGCGAUGUAUUGUCGUGCAUGGAACGCGCUCUUUCCGACGUAACUCACCCCCCCUCGCCGAUGUCGAUCGGAGGGAUGACAAUGCGAUUCGGAGUGAUCAACAACGGGUCGAUCGUACGUAUAGAGCUACCCAACCUGGCUCGCGUAGCGAUGGUGCGCACAACACUGCUCAAGCUGUACAAUCUGCAAUUUUGCGUGGAUCGCGUCAUCCGUGCGCUGAACGCGGCGACCGAGGAGGUCGACGCUAAGUUUUUGCGCUAUCGGGAGAUAGCCGCCGCCGCGAUGAAAAUGGAAACUUCGAUUCAGCCUUAG